Purpureocillium takamizusanense is the source of this 1546-nucleotide messenger RNA. RefSeq lists its product as uncharacterized. The transcript is spliced from 3 exons. The record is from RefSeq and is a predicted model, not a curated record. The coding region runs from base 418 to 1281 and encodes 287 amino acids. NCBI's taxonomy places the organism in Eukaryota, Fungi, Ascomycota, Sordariomycetes, Hypocreales, Ophiocordycipitaceae.
CUCCCGAGUUCCGUAUCUAUUUGGAGUGCAGAUUGGCCCCUCAGCCAAAUUAUCCUCGUCGCGGCGCCGUCGCACAGGGCCAUUGAGCUGAAAGGCGAGUGCCGGGAAAACAGUUGACCCAGCCUCCGGGGUCUCCACGUGCCGCGCCUGGGAGGCCGCGGGGGCCCUUCAUUAACCCCCCAAACCUCCCCCGACAGCGCGCCACCCGCCCGUUCCUCACUAUCAAUUUUCCUAUUGACCAGCCGCCCCUCCUAACACGACCUAUCCUCAACCAGCUCUUCUACCUGCACCGGGCGCUGCAACCUCUCCUGGGCCACCACCGCGAUCAGAGCGCUCGCUCUGUGUGAUCGCCUGCCUGCCUGCAGCCAGACGGACGCGACCCACCAAGCAUUUGUUAUUUGUACGGCAGUCUAGGCCAUGGCCAUGAAUAACAAGAACUGGAACGACCGCGCAGACAAGGACCUAUUCUUUACCAUUUUGUCAGUAAAGAACAUUGGCGUCAUCAGCGGCGCGGAAUGGACCACCAUCGGGAACCACAUGCGCACGCUUGGCUAUGGCUUCACCAAUGAGGGCUGUCGGCAACACUUUCAAGGGCUGAGACGCGCUCAGAACAAGGCCGAGGCCAACGGUGCCGUUCCCGAGACUACCCGGAGAGUCGAUCCAACGCUGAACCCCAUAACCAGGCGGCCCGGCCCAGGACGCGGCCGGCCUCGGAAACACCAGCAGGAGCAGGAGCAGGAGCAGGAGCAGCACAAGGACACGGACCAGAACUCACAGCAGGGCACGCCGCAAGACCAGCCGCAAGUCCCUUUCCCGGGGGCACAGUACUACGGCCACAUCCCAGAUCAAGUCUCCAGUGAAGGAGCUCAAGCCGCGCCAGAACAUCAUGGACAGUCGCCAGCUUUGAAUGCUGGCGGUGACACGGCACCGCCUGAACCGGUAACGGCCGCUGGGAUUGAGUCCUCAGUCCCUGCUCCAGCGACUGCCGCAGUCCAUGCAGAUGACUUGCCUGUGACCCAUGAGGAAGAGCCUGACGCUGAUGUAGACGCCGAUGGCGCGGAGAGCGCCGGGCAUCUGGACGCCACAGAGCACACGGUGCAGGACGUCGACGAGCAUCCCGCCAAACGCCAAAAGCUGGAUAUCCCUGAGCCGGAACCGGAACCGGAACCAGAGCACGAUUCAGCGCUCGAUGACGAGGCGGUGCUCGCGCUUGCCGUCCACAACGGUGCCGGUCCAGGCGACCAAUACGGCUCAGAGUUCGACAACUACGGCGAAGCCUAGCCAAGGCUUUCGCGAUUACUUUAGCAACGCGAUGUGCACCAACAUCGGUAUAGAGGGGUCUGACAUUCCAUUCGACAUACUUACUUAUCGGUGCUUUUCUCUUUUUCAAGGCCUUACUGCUGCAAAUGGAGUUUGAGCAAAUCUAAUAUUGGGCUGCGUUCUAAUUAUCUUGCAUGGAUGGAUGGGGUCCGUCAGGUCGAAGUAAAUGACGACAAGGGAGGGCCGCCGCAUUGGGAGACCCAGGGGGGGGGGGGGACUUUCGCCC